Molecule: messenger RNA, 1725 nt
Organism: Tarenaya hassleriana
Lineage: Eukaryota; Viridiplantae; Streptophyta; Magnoliopsida; Brassicales; Cleomaceae
Exons: 3
Coding region: 1-1725 (574 amino acids)
Source: RefSeq, a predicted model, not a curated record
AUGGGAACUAUAGUGAAAGCACCAAAGGAGAAAGUUGUAACUCUAGAUGAAACCGAAAAUCAGAGCAGUGAGGAUAAAUCUGGGGAGCAAGAUAAAUCUGGCUUGGUAAUAGACUUAGUACACUCAGCAGAAAAGGGGGAGGGGGUAGCUAGUCUACCUAACACAACCAUCGUAAAGCAGAGCAGUGAGGAUAAAUCUGGGGAGCAAGAUAGAUCUGGCUUGGUAAUAGACUCAGUUCACUCAAAAACAAAGGGGGAGGGGACAACUAGUCUACCUACAAACCCUCAUGAUCGAGACUCGAGACAGAAUGUGACAGCAACCAACCGAAAGACCAAUAAAAGCCAGAAAUCUCAGAGCAAAGUAUGGGAGGAAUCAGUCAAGACUACUGUCUACAGUACAAUGAACCAAGCUGUAACAUGCGGGGUGGUGAUCCCGAGCCGAAAUCUACAGUUUACGGCAACGUUUGUCUAUGGAUCUACAUCACUAAUUGAAAGAAGGCAACCAUGGGAAGAGUUGAAAUUCAUCGGGCAAUACGAGUCUAUUGUCAACUCACCUUGGGUUCUACUCGGGGAUUUGAAUCAGUGUCUCAAUCCGUAUGAACGAUCUGAUCACGGACAACAACAGAGCCAACAAGCUGGUAUGAUAGACCUUCAUGACUGCAUGUUGGCGGCUAGAAUUUCCGAUAUGCCUGGUAGAGGAGCAUCCUUCACUUGGUGCAACAACCACUCACAAAAUCCGUUAUCUGUCAAAUUGGAUCGGGCUAUGACCAAUGGAGCCUGGAAACUCAUGUUCCCCAACGCUUAUGCAGAAUUUGCCAUUCCUGGACAUUCAGAUCAUACUCCCUGCAUUAUCCAUUUUUCGGAUAACCAAACUCAGAGGGUGAUUGAAGCGGAAAAGCUCUUGAAAAGGGUACAACAAGCCUUAUUUGAAGCCCCGAGUGUAAAUCAGAUUGAAGAGGAGAAAUUAAUACGACUGAAAUACAUGACUCUGGUAUCAGCCGAGGAAAGACUGUACAGACAAAAAUCUCGGAUAAGGUGGCUACGCUUAGGGGAUAAAAACACAGCUUAUUUCCAUCACAUAGCUUCGGCAAGGGCGGCAAAGAAUCACAUACAUUACUUAGUCGACGAUCAAGGCAACCGGUUGGAUAAAGUGGAGCAUAUCAAGAGACAUGCAGUGGCCUUUUAUUCAGAGCUGCUUGGCCGACGAGGAGAGGUUCAAGCACCAGAACUGGACUUGUUGCGAGACCUAAUACCAUACAGAUGGAGUGGCGGUCCGAAUGCUCCGAUGGAUGCCAUUCCCUCGGCCGAAGAAAUUAAGCAGAUCAUGUUCUCUUUACCGGACAAUAAAGCGUCCAGACCGGAUGGAUACCCAAAGGAGUUCUAUACAACUAGUUGGGAAAUUGUGGGGGGAGACGUGAUAAAAGCAAUUCAGGAAUUCUUCCAAACGGGUAAACUACUUGGGCAAAUAAACGUCACUACCAUAGUCUUGGUUCCGAAGAAGUCAGAGGCAACAAAGCUCACAGAAUUUCGCCCCAUAAGCUGUUGUAACACCAUUUACAAGGUGAUCUCGACCAUACUAGCUACUCGACUAAAGGGGGUGGUGAUGAAUAUGAUCUCUAAGAACCAAACCGCGUUCUUGAAGGGCAGAUUGAUGAUAGAAAAUGUAUUGUUGGCUUCUGAAAUCAUCCGAGAAUACAAUAGGACUUCUACCAAAGUAGUGCAAUGA